GCGGAUUUAUUUUCAUCAGAGUUCACAAUUAAAUCAAAUUUAUAAUUGCAAUAUCGAAAUGGCUGAAGGCACAUACGAAUAUGAGUGUAUGCGGGCUGAAUUGUUAGGCAUUGACAAGCCUAAUGAGGAGGAAUUCGAGAAGGCGCGCGCUGAGCGUUUGCGACGUGAACAGGAGGAGUUAGAGGCCGCCGAGGCUGUGCUACUAGAACAGCAGGAAGACCAAAUGCGUAAUGUAGGCGGUCGUUUAGAUGAGUUGAAUACGAUAUUAUCAUCUACACAACAGAAGUUAAAUCGCUUCAAGCAAACAGCUUGUGGUAGUCUAUCAAAUAUUUUUAGCCGUGGCUCAGUAGAUUUGGUAGAUGGCACACCUUCCACCUCAGCGACAGCCAGUCGACGUAAUACCACCGCGACUGGAGGCAGCAUUAGUGGUCAUCAAAAUGAUGACAAGGAGGACUCCGAUAUAAAUAAUGCUUCAGAAGAUAACGGUGAUGAUGUGAAAGAUCAGGAAAAUGCGAGUGAUAUUAAACCCAUUAUACCAACGGAGAAAAUUAGGGCAGCAAAAAUUGAUAUACAGAAGAAAAUGACUUCACACUUAGACAAAUUAGAUUCAUUAAUUAACAAGGCCGACAAUGCGGAAAUAUCAAUGUCCGAGCAAACAAAACAAAUGAGUCGUAUGGCAAAGUAAAGUGUUGAGUGAAUUAAUAGGGACGGCAGACAAACUAGUAGACUAGCAAAGAUUAAGGAAUUUAUGAAUGGUUAGUACAUUUCAUUUUAGGCUUAUAAAGUGUUGCGAUGUACGAAGGAAAUCAUUUAUUUAUAUUACAUUAAAUUACAGACACUUUUAAUUGUCAGUUAGACUUUAAAGCAUUCAUUUUUAUGUAAGUUAUUCAAAGCUACACCAAAAUGUGUGCAGGAUAUCCGGGAUAAAGUAAAAAAACAUUAAAUAGCAUUUAUGGCAGAAAAAAGAAGUUAAAAAAACAUUACACCAUUGGAUCAAAUAAUAUUUUGUCUGCAUGAGCAAUAUUAAUAUUUAAUGUGCUAGUUAAUAAAAGGCUUCAAAAGCAAAAUAAAAAUCGAAGUAAUAAUUGUAUAAGAUAUCCAUUACCAACAAUAGAAAAACGUAAACUUCCCCGUAAUUAAAUAGGUUUAACACAAAUAUGACACCAAAGUAUGAAAAUACAUACAUUAACACUAUAGUCCGAAUUCCUAAGCGAAAACAUAUACC
Zeugodacus cucurbitae (melon fly) is the source of this 1225-nucleotide messenger RNA. RefSeq lists its product as uncharacterized. Bases 59 to 685 code for a protein of 208 amino acids. Lineage: Eukaryota; Metazoa; Arthropoda; Insecta; Diptera; Tephritidae. The record is from RefSeq and is a predicted model, not a curated record. The transcript has 2 exons.